Molecule: messenger RNA, 657 nt
Organism: Diaporthe batatas
Lineage: Eukaryota; Fungi; Ascomycota; Sordariomycetes; Diaporthales; Diaporthaceae
Exons: 2
Coding region: 1-657 (218 amino acids)
Biological process (GO): transmembrane transport
Molecular function (GO): transmembrane transporter activity
Source: RefSeq, a predicted model, not a curated record
AUGGCUCCGGAUCCCGCGACGGAACACGAGAUUCAAGAUCUUGCAGCCAAAAACACUGCCAAGGACCUCAACAUCCGAGAUCAGACUUUGCGUCACUCACUUGACGUGCAAGAGUAUGAGGAGCAGCCUAAUAACUAUGACCCUAAGUGCGUGCCGCAUAUCGUCCCUAAUGACACGCUCUUGACACUAAUCAACGCAGACUGUGGCCCAUCGGCCGCAAGUGGCUGGUCAUGUCACUGGUUAGCUGGCUCUGCCUGGUCAGCUCCCUUGAGCGAGCAAUUCGGUCGUAAGAUAGUAAGUGCCCAAGAGCCAUCCUCUGCGUCAUAUAGAUGCCCACUGACCGUCCAGGUCUUGGAUAUCAGCACGGCUAUCUUCGCCAUAUGGGAACUUGCCUGCGCCCUCGCUCCGAACAUCACAUCCCUCCUCAUAUUCCGCAUAUUCUCUGGGCUUGGUGGCUCUGCAUGUCUCUCUAUUGGCGGAGGUAUAGUAUCCGAUCUGUUUGAUUCCAACGAACGGGGAGUAGCGACUGCAGUAUUUGCGCUGGGUCCCUUGCUCGGCCCUGUCAUCGGACCAAUCGUGGGCGGAUUCCUGUCCCAGGAGGCUGGGUGGAGAUGGGUAACCACAAUUGCACCUGACGGACAUUCGGUACGUGACUAA